AGAGUCAAACGAGAAAGAACUUGUUGGGAAGGAUGGUGUCAUUCCUUUUCCAGGCUGAAAAGCAAAGGGGGAGGGUCUAAUAGCUAGAGAGGGGAAGAGAGAAAGAGAAGUUGCCAUUACUGACAACUCUUACUCAGCCAGGAGCCAGAGAGGAGGAAGAAGAACAAAAGGAAGAGGGGGGACGUAAAAGGGAGAUCCACAGUGCAGCUGUGCUAACAGGAUAAAUACAGAAAAUGGAGGACUCCAGCAACAACAAGCCCUUCAUGGUGACAUCCUCUCUGAACUUUAAAGUCACCACCCCAUCCUUCUACAACCAGCCAAAGAAGUUUGCUUCUGUGGCCCCGCCACGGCCCAAAAGUCAGACCCCUCCCUCAGCUCCAUCACCAACACCAAUAGGCACAGGUGUUAUUGGCCGAGUGGGAGACCUGCCUCCACUGCCCACUUCACUCUCUGAUGACUUCCCACCCCCUCCUCCUCCUCCUCCACUGGAUGAUGAUUUGCCAGCCCCUCCCCCUGAAUGCUCCACCAUACCCACUGCCUCUGAUGCUCCCCCUCCCAUGUUUCCCGCUCCACCUCCAGUGGCAGAUGACUUGCCCCUCCCAGCUCCCCCCGAGGAGAGUGCCUGUCCACCCGCCUGUCCCUCUCCCCCUCCUCCUCCUCCCCCUCCCCCUCCACCUCUCCCUCCCUCCAGUACCAGUGCUUUCAGUGCUUCGGGGGCCCCACAGAGAUUCACGGAGAAGCAGACAAGUUUUGAUAAACAGCUCAACUCUCUGACUGGCAUGUUGUCUGAGAUGGAAACCAAGGGACCUUUCAACCCCAAGUUACCAAACCAGUAUUCAUCAGGACCAGCACCCAAGGUCUCAGCUCCUCCAACUGCUCCCAAACCAGCCCUUUCCUUCCUCCCACCUGCCGAGAUGGGUGACCGCCCUCCUCCUGCACCCUGGGCAGAAGAACUCAAAGCCCGAACAAACCGACAAGGCAAUCACAAUGCUUCACCAAACUCUGCUGCUCAGCCGAUCGCUAAAGCACCAGCUGUGGCUCCCAAGUCUGGAUUCGGAGGAAGAACAGCUACAUCAUCAUCCUCCCUGGCUCAAAAAAUCAACCAGAACCUCAACCAGAUGCCCACCUCUGUCAGCAGUGCACCUAAACCUUCCCCUCCCAUAGCUACCAGCUCUUUCCCUCCACCUCCAGCAGCUCCACCUGCACCUCCUGCUCCAGCAAAUAACAGGGCCACUGCUCCAGCUGCUAAUCACAUAAAGAGUUCUCCCUUUGUCAGUCAGAUGAAUGCAAAUCAAAACACUCCCGCUACUGUGCUGCCUCCUCAACCCAAGACCAUGACAUCUCCACCAUCCUCCUUUAGUCAGCCAAUGAAAACUACCCCUGCAUCAACGCCCUCACCCCCUGGCCCAGUUCCUACUGCGGGUGGAGGUGUUCCUCUGAACAUGAAAGAAGUGGAGGAGCUGGAGAGGAUGACCAGGGACUUCAUUAGAAACAUGGAUGCAAACCCACCAGUCAUCACCUCCCCUCCUACAGAGGUUUGUGGGCAGUGCGGUGAGGCUCUCUCACGUACUCAGCCAGCAGUGAGGGCCAUGGAUAAACUCUUCCACUCCAGCUGCUUCUGUUGCAUGUCCUGUCAUCGCCCCCUGCAGGGCAUGCAGUUCUAUGACAGGGAUGGCUCACCACAGUGUGAGGACUGCUACGUGAGUUCUCUGGCCGUGUGUUCCCGAUGUGGGGAAAGGAUCACAGACCGUGUGUUGAAGGCAGUUGGACAGUGUUUCCAUGCCCAGUGUUUCCGCUGCAGCACCUGCUCUUGCGUACUCGAGGGGGCACCAUUUAUCACUGAUGACAACAACAACCCCUACUGUGUCCAGGAUUACCACAGGCGUUUCUCCCCUCUGUGCGUGAGCUGUAAUGAACCAAUUAUUCCAGCCCCGGGCAGCGAGGAGACUGUCAGAGUGGUGGCUCUCGACAAGAACUUCCACCUCAAGUGUUAUCGCUGUGAGGACUGUGCACGCCCUCUCUCCAUAGAAGCAGAUGAAAAUGGCUGCUAUCCGCUGGAUGGCAAGAUCCUGUGUAUGAAGUGCCACACCCAACGAGCCAAGCAGGCUGCGCAGUGAUUGGCUAAAGCGGCAUCACUCAGUGUAACUAUGAACCAAAUCCAAAAGCACAGGAUUCAUCCAGCUGCCGAUUUGCCUUUGCAACAGGGCUUUGUUCAGUAUAUGUGCGCAGGUAUGUGGGUGAAUGUUCAGCGCGAAUACGUAUGUUUGCAUGCAGAUAAAGUGUAGUAUUUCCUCCAUCUUUGUUCACUUUAUUCAGUGCAGAGGUAAUGUACUGCACCGAAAUAGUUUUUAAUCCACAUCUUUUAUUUCUCCAAUCUCCUUUCUAGCCUUCUUUGUGUACUGGAGCAUUUUUUUUUUUUUUUUUUUUGUGCCAAUUGUAUGUUUACGCUAAAAAUUGCCAGCAUAACUUGCACAAGAACAGUUGGGUCAAAAGUGCAGUCUGAUAAAUAUAAAGUUGCCUUUCUCUGUUUCUUGCCUAAAUAUUGGUAGUAGCAUCAAACUGGUUUCACUGGCUUUUUUCAUUCUCUGAGCAUUUUAACUAUGCUUUUGUGCCUGAGACCGAUUGAUACCAUUGGAUGAGGAGGGUAAGAAACCUCCCAGUUAACAGUCAUGCAGAUUUCGCCACCCUGGUUGGCUGAGAGUAGAGUAUAUCUUUCAGAUUUGGGCAGUUGUUGCACCACCAGGCAUGUGUAAUGAUGCUUUUCUGUCUAGAAAGUACUUCAUAUCAGCCAGUCUACUCUAAUCGCGUUUUAUAGUCACAUAGGGCUUUAAGGCAGCUGCAAAAAGAAAAACGGUGAAUGUGGCUUUCGGUUUUUGUGAUUUGAAUAUAAUAAUUUACAGGCAUGCAUUGAAUUAUGUCUUGUUGCUCUCUCGACUUGAUGAUAGUGUAUAAGGGCAAGAUGAGAACAAAAAUCAGCCAUUGUCCCCUGUAAAAUAGUUCAGAGCUGAUUGAACUGUGCUGAGUAUUUUUUUAGAUGCAUGCUACGUGGAUACAGAAAUUACGAACAAACAGACGAGCACAGACUCCAUCUCCGGGAUCUCCCGAUUUAAAAAUGGGUUUAGUUGUAACUGUCAUGGCUGCAUGGCUGAAAACAGGACCUCUCAAUUAUUGCACAGUUCCGCAUAAAGUGAAAUACACUUUCAGUAUCACUUUGAAUAGAAAAGCCCUGCACAUGAUCAAUUUAAGCAAACAGAAACAAAACAGCAGUGUUUGAUGUGCAUUUCUUAUAAUCUUUUGCUUUAUAUGAUAUAAAUCAUGGACCUAUUUUUCCUUAGUAUUAUGGUUACUUGCGCACUAGUACUAAAAUAACCUGUCCUGAUAGCAGGACAAUAGAAACAUAGAGGCAUUUGAGCUUUAGGUAGCAGAUGUUAAAAUACAGUGACCAAAUAUUUCUGUUGUUAAGGAUAAGAUCAAUAAAACAGUUUCGUGGGAUUUAAUCUUUUAACAUUCAUGGUGUUUUUGGGGUUUUUUUUUUUUUUUCCCUGUUUGAGCCCAGUUUUUGGUCCAUUUCUGUUGUUACUGUGAUUACCACUAUUCUUUCCGUUACUCAACUUAGUCUGUUUGUGUUGGUUAUAUACUAUUUUAUUCUUACCUUGCUGUUCUGUAUUUUGCUAAUAAAAGCUUACAUUUAUUCGGUUUCAUUUUAACCUGGCGCCGUGCCUUCUCCAUUAUUGUAUUCUGUUGUUCCUUCUGAAUUGAGCCUGGUUUGCAGCCACAGAACUGAAUUCCUCAGUAAGAAAACUGUUGCUUAUGCUUGCAUUGAGCCUGGUACAGUAGAACACCAGAAUGACUAACAAAACAUGGCAAUCAUUAUUCGGCAUUGCAUGCUAUCUGUGGAUGCAGUGGUGGAAUUUCCUCUAGUAUUAUGUCCCAUGUUUCCACCAGCUACUCCACCUUUUGUGGCCCUGCCUUUGUCAUCACCAUGUGAUAUUAAACUUUAAGAAAAUGCCUUCAUGGCUGCAUUUAUCAGGCAUUGCAUUGUGUUACAUCCUACUGUGUUACAUGUGGAUGCCUUGUCUUUUCAUAUAACUUUUUUAUACGUUUGAUAUGUGUGAAUGUCUUACAUUAUUUAGUCCUAUCCAUCCUUUUUGGCUGUAUCAAAAAAAUAAAGAGAAAUGCUAAACAA
Archocentrus centrarchus (flier cichlid) is the source of this 4186-nucleotide messenger RNA. It is a transcript of the gene zyx, whose product is annotated as zyxin. Gene Ontology annotation, cellular component: cytoplasm; focal adhesion; stress fiber. The transcript is spliced from 10 exons. The record is from RefSeq and is a predicted model, not a curated record. Gene Ontology annotation, biological process: transforming growth factor beta receptor signaling pathway; integrin-mediated signaling pathway. The coding region runs from base 234 to 2117 and encodes 627 amino acids. NCBI's taxonomy places the organism in Eukaryota, Metazoa, Chordata, Actinopteri, Cichliformes, Cichlidae.